This is a messenger RNA of Asparagus officinalis (garden asparagus), 831 nucleotides long. Its product is annotated as cellulose synthase-like protein E6. Gene Ontology annotation, biological process: cellulose biosynthetic process; plant-type primary cell wall biogenesis. Gene Ontology annotation, cellular component: trans-Golgi network; plasma membrane. NCBI's taxonomy places the organism in Eukaryota, Viridiplantae, Streptophyta, Magnoliopsida, Asparagales, Asparagaceae. Gene Ontology annotation, molecular function: cellulose synthase (UDP-forming) activity; mannan synthase activity. The record is from RefSeq and is a predicted model, not a curated record.
AUGAAGCAACCUAGACGAAAAUUCCUUUCAGGGUGGAGAUCCAUCUGUCACAAUCCGUCAAGAAGAGGAUUCCUAGGGUUCGCCCCAACAACACUAGAGCAAUCGUUGGUGCAACACAAGAGAUGGAGCGGUAAUUUCCAAAUAUUACUCUCUAAGCAGUGCUCCUUCAUUCGAGGCUAUGGGAAAAUUAAUAUAGGACUCCAAAUAGCCUACCGCAUCUAUGGAUUGUGGGCUCCAUACUCCUUGCCGACACUUCACUAUACCUCAACCCCUCCUCUUUGCCUCCUCAAAGGAAUGUCUUUAUACCCAAAGGUAUCUAGUCCUUGGUUUACAGAUUUCGUCUAUGUAAUCAUCGCAAAUAACAUAUACAGGAUAGCUGAACCCUUAGUGUGUGGAGAUACGUUUUUUGGAUGGUGGAACUCGCAAAGAAUGUGGGUCUAUAGAAGAUUGACCUCCUUCCUAUAUGGAGCCAAGUUGUCAUUUACAAUCACAGCAAAGGUCAGUGAUGGGGAUGAGAGCAAGAGGUAUGAGAACGAGGUCAUGGAAUUUGGAUCUUCAUCUCCUAUGUUUACAAUCAUAGCAACAAUCGCAAUGGCGCUCAACCUUGGUUGUUUGUUGGGUGGAUUGAUGCGUCUACUGGUUUAUGAAGGGGUUGCAGGGCUGAAUGACUACUAUUUUGCACAAUUGGUCCUUUGUGGAUUGAUGGUUGCAAUCAAUGCGCCUGUUUAUGGGGCAAUGUUCUUUGGGAAGGACAAGGGAAGAAUUCCUCCUUCGACCACGUUAGCCUCUCUUUGUUUAGCAAUAGUAACUUGCCGUGUGCACAUACUUUGA